Prorocentrum cordatum is the source of this 1607-nucleotide messenger RNA. The record is from the annotation of a GenBank genome assembly. NCBI's taxonomy places the organism in Eukaryota, Dinophyceae, Prorocentrales, Prorocentraceae.
CAACUUAUGGUGGUGGUGGUGGUGGUGGAAAACACGCUCAUCAUCCGUCUCCGCCCGCGCACGCGCGCACACCGCAGCCAUGGCGGCCGCCCUGCGUCCGCUGGUGGUGGCCUCCCUGGCUGCCGGCGCCUCUGCCCUGUCCACGGUGGUCGACAGGCUGUCGCAGGGCAUGGGCGCGGGCCUCGGGGAGGGGGCCGCCGCCGCCGAGCAGCGGGCCGCCCUCCACGACGGCGCCAACCGCUCCGGGCACGUCGCGCACCGGGCGGGCGCCCACCGGGCCGGCGCGCGCCAGACGCCCGAGGAGCUCGGCGUCUACGAGGGGGUCUCCGAGGUGGAGGACUUCGCGAAGGGCGUCUUCUCUGAGUCGUACUGCCUGGACCUCGGGGCGAAGGGCUUCCCGAUCCCCGUGUUCAAGAUGAUGCAGCUGGCCAAGUGGAACGUAGGCACGUACCUUGACAAGCUCGAAGAGCUCGGGUUCGCAGACGACGCCCUGCAGAUGAACGGCCCCCAGGAGGCCAUGCUCAAGUCGAACUGCAUGCAGGAGGCCCGCCAGAGCCGCACGAAACACAUCUUCGUUGGCGACUCCCAGAUGAUGGCGCUCCGCAACGCGCUCCACCGCCUCAACGGCUGCCCUGAAAUCUGGUGGCACAACUCCUCCCGGGACCAGCAGGAGCUGCUUGCGUCGAUCAGGGCAGGCAGGCGCGUGAAAACCGGCAAUGGCCGCUUCCACUCGCACACCGACCAGACUCCCGACGGCGCCUUGCCCAGCGGAUGCAAUGAGGGGGGCAUUGGGUCUUUCAUCUUCUGGGAUGCUUGGCUUGACUCGGAGAUCCCUGUUCGAGAGAUUCAGAGGGAGAUGAAGGUUCUCGGAGUCGAGCCGAAGGAGGGUGACUCUGUUGUGGUGUGGAUUGGCUCGAAUUUUAUCGCAGGGUCUAGCAGAAAGAACGUCCUGCUCAAAGCAAUCGACACACUCCACUCCUUGGGAGUAAAGAUGGUGUGGGACUCACCAACCUACAUUGAUGAUGCCAUGAUGGCCGCGACGACGGCCAAGGACUUGGGCACCGACCUGCAUACGGGCAUCCCCAUCACAUACACCGAAAUCGCUCAGAGAAAGGUUCGCGGCGAGAUCGGCUCCAAUCAGUAUCGAAGACCGAGAAGGCCUUCUUGGAGGGAGUGGGCGAUAUCCCGGUGACGAAGCGCUGGCAGUUGACGAACCGGUACAGGGGGCUGCAGUGCGAUGGCAUCCACAGCGACAUGCGCGCGAGGGACCCGCUGUACUACGAUCUGCCCUGCCCCAACGGCCCAGAGCUGUACGGCAGGUCCACGCAUUGCAACUGGGUGGAGCCCUUCGACGACCGGGUGAGGGAGAAAUGCCCCCAGGCCGCUGGCUUGGACGACAUGGUGCUUCAGAGCGGCCUCUUCGCAAUGUGCGCGGCUCACGAGAGGCCCUUCUGCUACGCUCACACCGACAGCAUCCGCUGAUGCGCGUUUUGUAGUUGACCACUGCCGGUCCUCUUGCUGCUGGAUCCGGAGGGCGCGUGCCGGCCUUGGGUGAUUGACCGCCAGCAUCGUGUGUAGAGUGGUUUCCAUGUUGAAACGGCGCGGGC